This is a messenger RNA of Candoia aspera, 6927 nucleotides long. It is a transcript of the gene PRKD3, whose product is annotated as protein kinase D3. The record is from RefSeq and is a predicted model, not a curated record. Gene Ontology annotation, molecular function: protein serine/threonine kinase activity; ATP binding. Lineage: Eukaryota; Metazoa; Chordata; Lepidosauria; Squamata; Candoiidae. Gene Ontology annotation, biological process: protein phosphorylation. The coding region runs from base 613 to 3279 and encodes 888 amino acids. The transcript is spliced from 18 exons.
UUUCCAGAAUAUGAAAACUUGGAGAUAAUUAUUGUUCUCUUUUUUUCUCUUCAUUGUUAAAUGAUAAAAGAAUUUCUGACAACAGAAUAGCUUUAUUCAGGACAGUACUUAUGACCUGAGACACUAAUCAUAUCUUUAAAAAACUGACCACAUAUUAACAUUAAUUAUAACUGUUCAUAUGUUGAACUGUGAAGCACAUUGUUUCUAAGUGGGGCAAUUUGAUAUUGCUCUCCAAACAGAAAACCAACUCUACAGUUGUCUCAAAAGCAUAGAAAUGAAGAACCUCUGUGAAAAAACAUUGUCUCUUUCUGUUUCUGAAGCGAACAAUUCCAUAAUGAUGUAAGCCUCUCCCAACAUCUGGAUGUGGUGCUAAAGACAAAGCAUUUUUGACAUCAGCUGUGCAAAGAGGGCCUUUCCUUAAAAUAACUUCUAGCCAAAUUUGUAAUCAUCAGCAUGCACAGAAUGAAAAGAAGAGUGAAGAUGACUUAGACAAGAGGUUGUUUCCUUGAACCACAAAAGGAAAAUGUGAGAUUGUACUUGCAACAUUGCAGGGAAAGACAUUUUUUUUUGUGUGUAUAUUGGACAGGUCUUUGUGGAUUUAAAUCAAGUCAGAUGUCAUCAAACGAAUCUUCUCCUCCAUCCUUACAGAAGUUUUCCUCAUCUAUGUCCCAUGCUGCUGCUCCACCUACCCCAUCUUUAUCCUCAAGUCCACAAUCUGGACUCUCAGGCCGACUUUCCAAUGGCAGCUUCAGCACACAAAGCCUCACUAACUCCAGAGGAUCUGUACAUGGAAUCUCCUUUUUGCUGCAGAUUGGUCUCACUCGAGAAACAGUUACAAUUGAGGCUCAAGAUCUCUCCCUAUCUGUUGUUAAAGACCUAGUGUGCUCUGUAGUUUAUCAAAAGUUCCCAGAGUGUGGUUUUUUUGGCAUGUAUGAUAAAAUUCUUCUGUUCCGCCAUGAUCUGAACUCAGAAAACAUUUUACAGCGAAUUACAUCAGCAGAAGAGAUACGGGAAGGUGAUCUUGUUGAGGUUGUUCUGUCUGCAUUAGCUACAGUUGAGGAUUUCCAGAUUCGACCUCACAUGCUUUACGUUCAUUCUUACAAGGCCCCCACCUUUUGUGACUAUUGUGGAGAGAUGCUUUGGGGCUUGGUACGGCAAGGACUGAAAUGUGAAGGGUGUGGAUUAAACUAUCACAAGCGAUGUGCUUUUAAGAUUCCAAAUAAUUGCAGUGGGGUAAGAAAGAGGCGGUUAUCUAAUGUGUCUUUACCAGGAGCUGCACUUUCUGUCCCAAGAUCUGUACAAACUGAAUCUACAUCCACAGAAGAGCGUUGCCAUCCAGAGCCCAGUAAAAGGAUUCCUUCAUGGAGCGGGCGUCCAAUAUGGAUGGAAAAAAUGGUGCUCUGUCGGGUGAAAGUCCCACAUACCUUUGCUGUUCAUUCUUACACUCGACCCACCAUAUGUCAGUACUGCAAACGAUUGCUCAAAGGCCUUUUUCGCCAAGGAAUGCAAUGUAAAGAUUGCAGAUUUAAUUGUCACAAACGCUGUGCCUCUAAAGUACCUAAAGAUUGUCUUGGAGAAGUAGUCUUCAAUGGAGAACCAGCUAGCCCUGGUCAAGAUACUGAUAUGCCAAUGGAGGUUGACAGCAGUGAAAUGAAUAGCGAUGUUGGGAGGGGACUGGAUGAUGUGGAAGAACCGUCUCCUCCAGAAGACAAAAUAUUUUUUAUGGAUCCAGCAGAUCUUGAUGGAGACAAAGAUGAAGAGGCUGUCAAAACUAUCAGCCCAUCAACAAGCAAUAAUAUUCCAUUAAUGAGAGUUGUACAGUCGGUCAAACACACAAAGAGGAAGAGCAGUACAAUGGUGAAGGAAGGAUGGAUGGUUCACUACACAAGUAGAGACAACCUGAGAAAAAGACAUUACUGGAGAUUAGACAGUAAAUGUCUUACGCUAUUUCAAAAUGAAUCUGGGACAAAAUAUUACAAGGAGAUUCCACUUUCUGAAAUUCUUCAGGUGACUCAGCCACGGGAUUUCUCAAAUGUGGUGCAAGGCAGCAACCCUCACUGUUUUGAAAUAAUAACUGACACAAUGGUGUACUUCGUUGGGGAGAACAAUGGCAGCAAUCACCAUAGCCCUGUUUUGGCUGCGACUGGAGUUGGAUUGGAUGUAGCCCAGAGUUGGGAGAAAGCUAUUCGUCAGGCUUUAAUGCCAGUCACACCUCAGACCAGCACUUGCAUUGCUACAGGACAAGGAAGAGAUCACAAAGAACUGUGUGUCAGCAUUUCUGUUUCAAAUUGCCAGAUCCAAGAAAAUGUGGAUAUAAGUUCAGUGUAUCAGAUCUUUGCUGAUGAAGUACUUGGUUCUGGUCAGUUUGGAAUUGUGUAUGGAGGUAAACAUAGGAAGACUGGAAGGGAUGUGGCAAUUAAAGUCAUUGAUAAAAUGCGAUUCCCUACAAAACAGGAAAGCCAGCUUCGCAACGAAGUGGCCAUUUUGCAGAAUUUGCACCACCCUGGGAUUGUAAACCUGGAAUGUAUGUUUGAAACUCCUGAAAGGGUUUUUGUUGUGAUGGAAAAACUUCAUGGCGAUAUGUUGGAAAUGAUUCUUUCCAGUGAGAAAAGCCGGCUUCCGGAAAGGAUCACCAAGUUCAUGGUCACUCAGAUACUUGUUGCUUUGAGGAACUUACACUUCAAGAAUAUAGUGCACUGUGAUUUAAAGCCUGAAAAUGUUCUGUUAGCAUCAGCAGAACCAUUUCCUCAGGUAAAGCUGUGUGAUUUUGGUUUUGCACGCAUUAUUGGGGAGAAGUCUUUCAGGAGGUCUGUAGUAGGAACUCCAGCUUACCUUGCCCCAGAAGUACUUAGGAGUAAAGGCUACAAUAGAUCGCUGGAUAUGUGGUCUGUAGGUGUCAUCAUCUAUGUGAGCUUAAGUGGCACAUUUCCAUUUAAUGAAGAUGAAGACAUAAAUGAUCAGAUCCAAAAUGCAGCAUUUAUGUAUCCACCAAAUCCCUGGAAGGAAAUAUCUAGUGAAGCUACUGAUUUAAUAAAUAAUUUGCUUCAAGUGAAGAUGAGAAAACGUUACAGUGUUGACAAAUCACUUAGUCAUCCUUGGUUACAGGAUUAUCAAACUUGGCUUGACCUUCGGGAGUUUGAAACUCGCAUUGGAGAGCGCUACAUUACCCAUGAGAGUGAUGAUGCUCGCUGGGAAGAACAUGCAUAUGAGCACCAUCUUGUAUAUCCCAAACAUUUCAUUAUGGCACCCAAUCCAGAUGAUAUGGAGGAAGAUCCGUAAUUCAUUGGGAAAAGCAUUUUAACUAAGUUCUGAUACUUGGAGCAACUGAUGCUUUUACUCUUCAGAUGAUUCAGCCUCCAAAGCCAUGAAGGCAAGAUCCUGGAUCGCUUUGUGGAUGGACAUCUGGAAAGCGUCUUUAUCACUCUGGUUUCUAUUAUGAGUGUGAUCCAGCACUGAGUUAAAAGCCAUGAAGUAUUUGUGUAAUAUUGCCUUAUUGGUACAUCACAGUGAUGUUACUGACAGCGUAUGUGCACAGAGAUGAUGUAUGAAUUUUCUGAGGGUUUUUUUUUUUUUUUGUAAUUUACACAGUAACAAUUUUUAAUGGUUUUCUAAUGAUCUAUUUAGGCAAAGAUACUAUUUUCUGGUAUUUAGAUAACUUUUAUUAGGAAACUGUAAAGAACCAUGAACAUAUAUGCCGUGACCAAAAACUAGAAGUGUGCAAAAUUUUUCAUUUUGAAAUGUCUUGAGUGCAAAAUUUCAUGAAACUCUGCAAACAUCCUGUUUCAAGUGCAGAGUUACUGUUUUGAAUGGGAAACAGGUAGUUUUGAGUGUUUUGGCAGUGUUUUGAGCAGUUUUGCGCUGUUUGAAAGAAAAUCUUUUGCAUGCCUCUUCCUAAAACACUUGAUUUUAAAGGCCCUUUUAACUGAUUAUUUGCAAGUGAACUGCAUAUACUUAGAAAAGCUGUAAAAAUGAUGGGAACCAAUAAUGCUGUUUGAGACCAAGAUUUAACCGUGGAGGCAUAUAAUUUAGUUAAACAGUCUAUUAAGCUAUGGAAAUGCAUAGUAGUAAAAGUACCUGAAUAAAACACACACUGUACAUGUACUGCAAGUGCAACAACAGGAGCUUAAAUUGAAGUUCUGACAAUGUGUUCUCAUCUCUGCAUAUAGCUUUUUUGAAUUGUGGGAUUCAUGGGGCAGUUUAUUACCCAGGCACUCAAAAAGAAAAAUGCUUUUGUUAUUUUUCCACCUUUCUAGUUUUUAACUUUUCAGCAGGUUUGCAGACUUUCUCAGUGCAAUUCUCUAAAAGAUUAGAUGCAUCUAAUAUGAGAAAGCUUCAGCAGAACAUAAUGCAGUUAUUUAAUUUGAAAAGAAUAGUUUCCUUUUGUUUUAUAUUGGUUCAUCUGUCAGCCAAGCACUCCUAGUAUCAGUUGCAGUGUUUCUCUAAUAUCCCAAUUUCUGAUAGUUUAUAAUUUAUGAACCUUUUUUAGGAUGAUGGAAAGUAAAAUUGAGUAAAUUGCAUCCUCAUCAAUUUAUUGUAUGCUCAUCAGUAGUAACAGCCAGAAUGAUUUCAUACAGAAUGAAAAAAGCAUUUUAUUCAUAGAUUAUUCUUUAUCACUUAAUAAUUAGCAAUAGAAAAUGCAAGGGGCUGUACUGAAAAAGAUUGAGGUGUUAAGAAAUCACAAGGUAAAGUUUUCAUGAGUUGAACUUGAUUCCUCUGGACUACAUGGACACAUCCAUAUUUUCUUUGGGCAACAAUAUGGAAGUGGGUUGUCACUGCAUCCUAACAAGAUAGUUCUUUGACUUGUUAGUCUGGUCUACAUCUCUUGGAUUCCCUGGUGAUCUCCCAAGUACCAGUAGGUCCGAUCUUUAGCUUUUCUGAGAUGAGCUAAAGUCAGCUAGAUGCUGCCACUUGCUGCAUUUGUGGCAUUUUAAACUACUAAGUCUGUUUUGUGUGGUAAUUACUAGGUUUUGCAUUCAUAAAGUGGGAACUAUGCAUAUGUGGAUAUAUCUUCUUCAGGUUUAAAAAACUGUAGUGUACGCCCUGUAUAUCAGUCCUUUGAGAGAAGCCAGAUCAAGGAACAGACUCUUCAAGAAUGUCUGGAACUGUUUUAUUGAUACAGGCUAUAGUGACAGAAUCUUGAGAGCCUAUGUUUUCCCUUCCCUUCAGCUUAUAUUCCAGGGAGGUAAGGAGGAACCUGUUUCUAAUAUUUUCUUCACUUCACAGGUUGAAAACAUGUUUUUCUAGCUGUUGCUGCAUGGUUUCUCCAAGACCAUCUCUGAGGCCCUCUACAAUAUGUUUCAGAUAGGGAAGCUAGGACUUUAUGGUCUGGUAUACGAGGAUUUGCAUAUAGAUGGUUCUGUGUUGUUAAGGAAGUAUUGGUCAGACACAUUGCUGCUUGGGGGGGGCUGUUUAACAGAUUUUGAGAGAGAACUGCAUCUCUGCAGUUCUUCAUCUUCAUUGUAUUGGUUUGAUACAGUACUACUUGAUUCUUAAUUUGAAAUCUUAAACACAUUAUCAUGAACCCCCCCAUAUAUGCACAAGUGAAAACCCUUAUUGCAUGAUAUGUCAAAAACACCAUUUAUUUGAAUAAGCUAACCUAUAUGAUUAAUAUUUUAUGUUGACAUGAACUGACCAUAAGGAACUAGUAUUUUGGCAGCAACUUGAUCACAGACAUACUAGGAAAACUGAACUUAAUAAUUUAUAGUAUUACAUUAAAAUGAUUAAAGAAUUCUAUUAAAAUGAUUACUGCUUGUAGCCAUUUAUCCCUUAUGAGUGCUGAUAAUUUCAAACUAAAGAUUAUAAAAUUUAACAUUAUUACACUGAAUUAAAUUUAGCAAAGGAACUUCUUUCACCCGUAGAAAUAGUAUGUCUGUCUAGCCAAGUCUAGAUGAAAAAAAUUACUGCUGGUUCCAAAAUGGUAAUUGGGAUUGUCCUUACUGUUGCAAUAUCAAGUUAUCAACACACUUAACUCAGAAUUAAAUCUAGAAAAAUGUAUUUCUCUUUUCCAGCUAUGGAACUAAUUAUAAUUUGCCAACUGCUACCUUUGCCACACUAGAUGUUAGAGUCAGUGCUGGAAAAAAUAUCCACUGCAGAGAUGGAGAUGAUAAAUAUGUCUUGGUGAGUGCAGUGAUUGAAAGCAAAUAUUCAAAAGUACUCCUAGACAUGCUGGAAGUUGAUUUGGAAUAUAUAAUUGAAACUAUUCUCUUGUAGUCUGAAUAUGUCUGAGCAAGCUAAAUCAUAGCUUAAUCUCUACUAGAACUGAAAGGAUCCAUUUUUCCCUGACUUUUUAUAAACUUAUGCCAAAACAGAAUCAAAGAUGUUCCCUGCAGUAUUCAUUAACAGGGCUAUUGUAUAUGUCUCCUUAGAAAUAUAUCCCACUGAGUUCAGUGUGACUUACUUCCAAGUGAGUAUGUAUAGAAAGCUCAGCAGCUAUAAUUUAAAUAGCUGUAAGCCACUUCUAGAGAAUGCAUUGUACUUCAUGUUAGGCCUCUUAGGUUAUUCUUUUGUUUCAGGAUAACAAUGUUAUAUAGCAGUAGAACAAGAAUACAAAUGUUAUUGGGGCCAAAGAAAAAAAUAACUGGAAAGUUUCUACUCUAUAAUAGCUGUUACACAUACUCUACAAUAAUAAAAUUGUAUAGCUAGGAUUCUUAAACCAUUCCUUUGAAUGCCUAAAAUACUACAUCAAAGCUUUAAAUCACUGAAAAUUGGCAUUUGUUGUUCCAAAUGAAUUUGUACCCAGUAUUGCAUCAGCAUUAAUAUUUCUUUUUGAGAUAAGUUGCAUUCAUUGAAAAAUAGUGCUGUACUGAUUCUAGAAGAUACUUUAGUAAAACCUGUAGCCUCAAAAGACACUGUCAAGUACUUUUUAUAUUUUUAUAUAUCCCAUUUGUAAAUAUCCUCUAAGCUUGAAAAUAAAUUUUAUUUCCCUAC